CGGAUAGAUUCACUUCCUCAAAACAUUUCUGUUCUCAACAUGAUUUUUCUGCUCUUUUUUGGUGCAUCAUUUAUGGUGGCUGCCGCAGAAUUCCGGGCAAUUGCUUUCCGAAGUUGUGGCGGAGACGUGACGCAUGUUCGAGUGCAACCCUGCACCCAUGAGCCGUGCAGCAUCAAGCGCGGAGAAACUGUUCUCAUCGAGGUACCCUUCAGAGCAAAUCAAGAUUCGGAUAAAUUGGCAUCGAAAAUCAGUGCCCAACUUGGAGAUCUGGAGCUCCCUCUGCCCUCCCUGAAGAAGGACGGUUGCAGAGAGCAGGGCAUUCGAUGUCCCCUGGAAAAGAACGAAAAAUAUGUUUUUAGGUACCAGCUGGAAACCAAGCCAUUCUAUCCCAAGCUGAACACCACUGCCAAGCUGAGCCUAACCGGAGCCAAGGGAGUCGUCUUUUGCGUUACCUUCCCCGUGAAUUUGACUGACUAAGAUAAAAGAGAAGAAGAAAGAAAGCGUAUACCAUCACUUGGAGUUUGUGUUGUUUCAGCAUCGGUGAA
Ixodes scapularis (black-legged tick) is the source of this 545-nucleotide messenger RNA. RefSeq names its product mite group 2 allergen Tyr p 2-like. NCBI's taxonomy places the organism in Eukaryota, Metazoa, Arthropoda, Arachnida, Ixodida, Ixodidae. Gene Ontology annotation, molecular function: sterol binding. Gene Ontology annotation, biological process: sterol transport. Bases 40 to 477 code for a protein of 145 amino acids. The transcript is spliced from 4 exons. The record is from RefSeq and is a predicted model, not a curated record.